This is a messenger RNA of Leptidea sinapis, 5783 nucleotides long. RefSeq lists its product as uncharacterized. Lineage: Eukaryota; Metazoa; Arthropoda; Insecta; Lepidoptera; Pieridae. Bases 188 to 1906 code for a protein of 572 amino acids. The transcript is spliced from 12 exons. The record is from RefSeq and is a predicted model, not a curated record. Gene Ontology annotation, cellular component: membrane.
AUUAGAUAUUUGAUCGAUUUUUCCCGUUUCCACUUUCAGUUUUCUUUGUCAAUUGAGUUGUAGUUUUCUGGAUUUUACUCGUAUCUAAAAACUUUCAAGCCGCUAGGCCAUGGCUUCUAUAUGUUUAAAAUCUAAGGCCUAAGAGGAGACCAGUAGCUUCAGCUAUGAUGUAGGAAUAGAUACCAAUAUGAUAACUAAAUUGGUGUUGUGUUUUGCGAUACACUAUAUAAGUGUAUCAGCACAAGACUGCACAGAUUUACAUGGGCGAUCGGUUUCAAAUGGUGUUCAUUAUAUACCCGGACCAGAUACCUGUACUCUAUGCGUAUGUGACAACGGACUGCCAAAAGUCUGCAAGGCUGUCUUAUGUUCACCUCCUCAGGACUGCAGAUCGUUCCGUGUUGGCACAACGUGUUGCGAGUUCAUAUGCUUAGACGAUGUUGUGAAGCCAGUUGAGGGUGUGGAGGGAAAUUUGAGAGUGGCCGCUGGUGGGACAGCUUGCUUUGUUCUUUUAAUUAUUGCAUUCAUUGUAUAUAAAGUGAGGAAACAAAAACGGCUUAACCUACCACAUGGUGAAGAUCGACGAAGUCUGAAUAGCAUUGGGUAUAUUAGUGGUAGUAUCGGGUACAUGGGUAGCGGAUGUGAAACGGCGCCGGGCACUUGGAAACCAUCUGGCCAAUAUCUUCCACGAGGUGAAGCUCCACCACCAUAUGAUGAGGCUAUUGCUCAGUGUAGGCCUGACAUGCGAUUAAUAAAUGAAACGGCAUUUAACCGCAAUUAUCCAACAGGAGAGCUGGUACGUAGGCCUGAAGAUGCUUUGCAGUGUGUUGGCCACGGCUAUGUGAAUGUGCCGCGUCCUAUUGCUCAAAUUGCCAACACACAGAACUGUUUCAAUGCGCCGUUGCUGCAACAGGUUAUUCCCGUUGAGGCCAGAGAUCACAUCGUCCCGCACCAUUUGGCUUCGAAUGGGGCGGGGUUUCCAAAUGGGCUGCGUCUCACGGGCUCGUUGGGCGCCAUCAGCAACCGAGCGCUGAGCCUGGCACGGGACGAGCACGAGAGAGACACGGAGCGAGAGAGACCACGCAACGUGCCAGGCUUCUACACACACGCCGCCCUACACCGCACAAUCCCUCGCAUAUCGACCGCUACGGACACCAGCAUGUUGGAAGCGAUGUGCUUCAGCCGCGGAGAUCGCGGGUGCGGCGAGGUGCGGCGCUCGUUCCACCGGCCCGAGCCGCCGCGCAGCGAGCGACCCGACCGCAUCGAGCGCGCGAACACCGGCCGGAGCGUGCCGCGCAACCUGAACAUGGCGUCCGUGCCCGACAUGAUGGUGACCGCGGCGCGACCCGACCCGGACGCGGGCCGGAGCGUGCCUCGCAACCUUAACAUCUCUCCUAAUGUACUCGCAGACGCGACCAAUCAAAAUAUUGACGACAGAGUCAAAUGUGGAGGCAGAUCUCGGGCGCACAGUGAAGAACAAUUCGCCCCCUACGCUCCAGCCGGCAACGAGAAGGGGGUGGGUCCAGGGCCAGACAAAGGGCAUACUCAGCAACCGUCACAGCCGCCGCCUCCACUGCCGCAUACAACCUUACCAUUGACUGUUGACAAGCCAUCUUGUGGGUGCAGCUACAAUGACCGCGGCGCGGGCGACGAGGCCGACGACUACCGAAGCGAGUGCGAGAACUGCAAGUCUACGCCCGCAACCUGGGCUGAGGGCGAGGGCGUGGAGGAGGAGUGGAAGUGUGGGACACAGACCCUGCAGCGCCGGGCGCCACCUCAUCACCACCACACCGCCACGCUGCCGCAACCAGUCACCCGCCACGAACGCAAUCCGAUCGGUCAGCCUUCGAACUGGGAAAAUUGGUUCAAUACCAUUCCGGAUUCUGAUAGCGAAUCCGAGGAGGAGUAAGUACAAGAUGACUCGCGUACAAUAACUUAAGUAAAGCUAAGUUUUCAGCUAUUUGAGAACUCCCGUGUCUAAGUAACUCACGCGAACUAUAAACAUCUUUUGAGUACAGCGUCCAAUUAGUUUUGGUCUGCAAAGCAAGUAUUAAAAUUAUACGUUGUAUGAGGGUAGAUAUCUUUUUUAUAGUCUUUUAAUUGUAACGUUCCAACACACGUCCUCUGCAUGAUAAUUAUAGCUUCCGUUUUUCCAGUUUUUCAAACAUUAUUAUAGGUCAUAUUAUUUUUAUUAAAUUUUAUUUACGUAAUAAAGCGCGGAGUUAAAUUGGUUCCAACUUUGCGCAUAAGCGCAGCCCUAGUAUGAAAUAGCUAAUAAUAAACCUAGCUAUUGAAUCACCUAUUAACUUUAAAACUUACAUUUAACUAAAGUCUUAGCGCUUUACACCCCUUUUUAACUCUGCAAUAGAGAUCUAUCUGGAUUUAAACAAAUUCCAUCUUGAAAAUUACUUUACUUCAAGAAUACCAAAAAAUUAUGAAUAGAAGCUACAACUUAGUACGAAUGACUAAUGUGUUAUCAAGACAAGGAGUAUUUUGUUCUUGCACACUUUGCACUCGUCUAGCAUUUAAAUUUAAUAUCCGUCGCCUUUGGACAUGUUUUAAAAAAACAUUUUGGUAAACGUCGGUAUUGUUUGGUGGUUGGAAGCAAUCUUCUCAUUAUGUCCAAAGACUGAUCAACGUAUUGGUGUAUAUGAUCUAUGUGGGAACUCGGCUUAACCAUUGGUGCGAUAUUUAACUAGACUCUGGCCAACGAAAGCUGGCUCUGGAAAAGGGCGGCAAAUUUAAGUAACAUAAGUGUAGCAACACUAAAAUUAUUAAAAGAAAAUAAAAAAGUUUGUUUGGAUUUUGUUACUCUUUCGGCAUAUAAUUUUAGUACGAAUUUUACUGAAAUCUUGAAUGCAAAUACUUUAUAACCUAGAAUAGUACAUAGGCUAUAUAUAUUUUUUUCUGAUAUUAACUUGUCAAUCAUGUCUUGCAACAUGCCAACGUCUGUCUGAAGUACCUAUACUCUUAAAUCUAAAUAUAUUUUAUUUCAUUUUAGAUAAGAUCGCAAACCCGAAAAUAAAAUCAUAACAUAGUUUAUAAAUCCACACCGCAACCUAAUAAGUCGCCAUCUUGUUUGUCAAAGUACAUUGAAGUUGCAUUACAGUUUCCAUAUAAAAAACCUGCAAUUAACUCUAGUGGCAACUUUCGUUAGCUAGACCGUAUUACCAGAUUAAUUUAAAAAUUAUGUUAAAUCUUCUAUGACAUAUAUUUAGCUAUUAAUACCUAUUUUUAUAUUGUAGUUUGUGUUAAAGAACAUUCCAGAAUGGUAUAGUUAGUGAUAUAAAGCAUCACAAUGCUACCAAAGAUAAUAUUUAUUAAGAAAUUCAAUAAAUUUAAAACAAACAUAAUUAUAUAGUUAAUAGGGAGCCCUAGUUUGAGAAACUUGUAAUCGAAAUAGAUGCAUCUAGAGCCAAAAAGUAUUAUACAUUCGAUAUAACAUAAGAACAAUCAAAUCGUUUAAGAAAAUAAUCUUGAAAUAGAUUGCACUAUAUAUUAUUAGAUAGAUAUAUAAAUGAAUCGUGUAUUUUUAAAUAACUAAUAAUUAAAUUAUUAUUAUUUUUAACAUAAAUUCAUACAGUUGAAAAAAAUUGUACUUAUUAAUAAAUAGGUAAGGUUGAAAUUUCGUCAUAGCAUGUAAGAUAAAUUCAAAACUCAAAUGGUAAUAAUAAUAAUAAUUAGUAAUUAAUGUUAGUUAAAAAAUUUCUCUCGAAUAGUCUCAUUCUCAGAAUCUUCUAAAUGUAAUUAGCUAUAUAUAACAAUAUAAAAGGAAGCAAUGAAAUAAUUUCACGAGAAAGAUGUAAACAGGAGUGCAUUCUCUUUGUAGUUAAUACAUAUUUUAUAGUCAUCGGAUUAUAUUUCUUUUUAUAACGAUAAAUUUAAUAUUUUAAUAGGGUGGUUUCGGUUUUUUGGAAAUUGAGUGUAGAGACAAGAAUUAAUAUUAUAAAUAGUUCUCAUAAUGUCUUAACUAUAUUUCAGGCCAUGAGAAUCAAAGUGGCCUAAGUACAUUUUAAUACAAUAAGUUUAUAAUCAAUCAUUUUGGACAAAAUCAGGUGGUCUUAAAGAGAUUUAAUUUACAUACAUAGUUAGAUAUUAUAAUUUUAUAAAUCACUCAAACCAAACUGGUUCUAACAAAAUGAAAAAUCUUAACUGUUGCAAAUAAUAACCUUAAUAUUUAAAAAUAUGUGGUUAAGUCGCUCUGGUUCUCAAGGUCGCAUUUACAUGUACUUAACAGUUAUGAUAACAUUGUUAAGUUUAUUUAUUUUACUGUUUAUUAAUCAAUUUAACGAUGUGACGCUUAUUGGAUGGGCGAGCAUUCUUGUUGAGAAUUAAGUUUUGACAAUGUUUGUAUACAUUUUUUUUUAUUUGAUUGAGUUAUGGCGUAAUUAUAAGUUUAUUUUUAUCUUUUUUAUAUCUUUUACAUGAGAAGUGUGUUUGUAUUGAGAGAAAUGUAAAACGAGAAUUAAUAAUAGUUUGUCAAAAAUACUUAUAAUUUUCAUUCGUCCAAAUCACACAGUAAAUGGCAAUAGUAAUGAGUCUAAUAAUAAAAAAAAGUUUUUUUUUGAGGAAAAAAUAGGUGAUUAACAUAAUAUUGUAUGUCUCAGUUCGAUUAAAAUAUUAAGAUUAAUUACAUCAAUAAAAUUUUACACAUUAUUUUAUUGCUGUAAUAUUAUAUUUUCGAAACUAAUACACCGACAUACUACAUGAGAAGUAAUCUAUAAAUACACAAUGUCAACUUAUUAUUUUCAUUUUUUUUCAAUGUCAAAAGACAAGCGUAGCUAAUUUUCGUUGCAUAUCUCCUCAAUAUAAACUUAAAUUGUUAUGUUUGUUUAUUUUUUUAUUGAUGGACCUAGUCCAAAAUGGUACAUACUUAACACAUACGAAUAUAAUAAUUCAAUAGUGGUUAGUCUUGAAUCUUAACCCAUUUCGUUACUACAGUAAAUCACAUUGUACAAUGUAAAAAAAGUCUGACAACCAUUCUACAGGGAAACAGACGUACCUACUUCUUAUUUGAGCUUACUGACUAUAUUCAAAGAAUGGAUUUUUCUGUUGCCAUCAUAAAUAAAUAUUUCAUAUUAAUUUAUAUAAAAUCUGCCCUAUUUUUUAUUUUGUGUGUGACACUGUCAUACAGCAGGUACACAAAGUCUGUAAACUACUUACUCGUUGUUUUGGUUAUUUUAGUUCUAAAACAAAACAAAAAAAAUCACUGCAUUGUCAUUCCCCUGAAUGGGCACGUAAGUUUAAGGCAAAAACACAUUUCGACUAUCUCAGGAACUAAUAGUUUUACCCGCCAUUUAACAGUAUUAGUACAACAGCUAUACCAUUAUUAACCUCAUUUUUCGCAGUAGGUACAAUUAAAUGUGUUCAAGGGAUAUCGACAUGUGUGAUAAAUUAAUUGUGACAGACGAUUUAAUAUUCAUUAUGUUAAUUAAUUUGAGAGGUAACAUUUUCUCAAUUUAGGUAGUUGAUUGCUGAAUUGAAAUAAACCUUAUGGAUGUGUUAAUUGGACUGACAAUUUAAUUUAUUGGAAUUAUUUCUAAAUUAGUCUCCAUACCUUAUUGUAAUAAAUGUACACUCUGAUAUUAAAUUUUAAAGUUAUUUACAAAUUUUCACAAGUAGUUGUUCCGUACUAAAUACUUAUUGAACUAAGCCCACUAAUAUAGAGUUAGCAUUCCAGUAUUUUGUCAUUCAUUGUCUCUUCUUAGAUAAUUUGCCAGUCGGCACUGUCAGUAUUAUAGAUAUGUUUUUGAACCAAAUAUAUUAAAUAAAACCAGUUGAAGCAA